Molecule: messenger RNA, 3906 nt
Organism: Cladocopium goreaui
Lineage: Eukaryota; Dinophyceae; Suessiales; Symbiodiniaceae
Source: the annotation of a GenBank genome assembly
AUGGAAUCCACGACGUUUCGCUUUCCAACCACCAUCCGCUUCGGUGCCGGUGCCCGCUCGGCACUGCACGAUUUUGCCAAACAAUACGGGGUAAAACGCCCGCUUCUGGUCACCGAUGCCGGCCUGCCCGAGACCGAGGCCUAUCGUCUCACCGCGAAAGUGCUCGAUAAGACCUGGCCGGGAGAAUGGCAGUCGUUCGCGGGCAUUCACCCCAAUCCCACCGAGCAAGACAUUGAAGAUGCUUGGGAGGAAUACGAUGCCCACGGCUGCGACGGCAUCGUUGGUGUCGGCGGUGGUAGCGGCAUCGACGGUGCCAAAGCCUUGCGACUGAAGGUGGCGUUCCCCAGGCUCGCGCUGCCCGAAAUUCCGCUCGAUCAACUCCCCAAGCGGCUGGUCCCGUUCUGUGCGAUUCCGACCACCGCCGGAACCGGCAGCGAAGUGGGCCGCAGCACCGUGGUCACGGUCGAAGGCUUGGGCCGGAAGGUCGUCUUUGGCGCGCCCCCCCUCAUGCCCGAGCUGGCGAUCCUAGACGCCGAACUGACCGUCGGCCUGCCACCCCAUCUCACGGCGGCUACGGGGAUGGACGCAAUGACGCACGCCAUCGAGUCGUUCGUCUGCCCGGUCUACCACCCCAUGUGCGACGGCAUUGCACUGGAGGCAAUCCGCAUGGUCCAUCAAUAUCUCCCCCGCGCCGUGGCCGAUGGCACCGAUCUCGAAGCCCGCGGGCAAAUGCUGAUGGCCGCCGCGAUGGGCGCGGUCGCCUUCCAGAAAGAUCUAGGCGCGGCCCAUUCGUUGGCUCAUCCCAUGUCGACCGAGUUCGGCACGCAUCAUGGGCUCGCCAACGCGUUGGUUCUCUCCACGGUCAUUCGGUUCAACGGCGAACUCGACCCGCAGCUCUAUGCUCGCGUGGCGAACGCACUGGGCUUGCCCGAAAGUUCCGAUCCAACCUCUGCCGUGGCCGACGCUAUCGACACCUUGAAUCAAACCAUCGGCAUCACCAAGCGGCUUGGCGACCUGGAAAUUCCCCGCGAAUCGCUCGCCAAACUCGCCGACAAGGCCUUCGAAGACGGCUGCCAUUUAACCAACCCCCGCCCGUGCACCCGCGACGAUCUACUUUCGCUGUACGAGGCCGCCUGGAAUCAAAAUAUCGUGUGGCCCGAGACGGAGUUUCCCGACAGUCUGUUGAUCGACGGCCAAUGGCACGACUCAUGCUCCGCCGGCACGAUGGAACUGAUCGAACCGGCGACCGAGCAACCGCUUUGCACCAUUCCCGCCGCCGGCACCACUGAAAUCGACAAAGCCCUGGAAGCCGCGGCCACCGCAUUCCGCACACAGCCAUGGGCGAAAGUAGCCGCCAAGCAACGCACCGCUACGCUGCUGAAGAUCGCCGCGCUCAUUCGCGAAAAUGCCGAAUCGCUGGCCGUGCUGGAAGCCCGCAAUGUGGGCAAGCCCAUCAGCGAAGCUCGCGGCGAAGUCAUGGCCGGCGCCCGCUGCUUCGAGUAUUACGCCGGCGCAAUCAGCCGCUUCGUGGGCGAGACCAUUCCCGCGUCCGACUCAGGGUUCGACUUCACGAUGCACUCGCCACUCGGCGUGGUCGUAGCGAUCGUCCCCUGGAACUUCCCCUUCUGCAUGGCCUGCUGGAAGGUGGCCCCCGCCCUGGCGACCGGAAAUGCCGUGGUCUUGAAGCCGGCCAGCUUAACGCCUCUCACCGCGCUGGCCUUGGGCCGCAUUGCCCAAAUGGCCGAACUGCCCCAGGGUAUCCUGCAAGUUCUAGCUGGGCGCGGCAGUGAUAUUGGUGAUCACCUCGUCUCGCAUCCGCUAGUCCGGAAGAUCGCCUUCACCGGCGAAACCACUACCGGCGCCCGCAUCAUGAAGCUGGCCGCCGACGAUAUCAAACGCGUCUCACUCGAACUCGGCGGCAAAAGCCCCAACAUUGUUUUCGCCGAUGCCGAUGUGGAUGCCGCAGCCGCAGCCGCCCCCAUGGCGGUGUUCGGCAAUACGGGCCAAGACUGCUGUGCUCGCAGUCGGGUAUUCGUACAAGACACGGUCUAUGACCGCUUCGUCGAGGGCAUGCUCGCCGCCACCAAGAGUCUCGUCGUUGGUCCCCCCUUGGAAGACAAAACCGAAUUGGGGCCCAUGGUCUCCGAUGGGCAACGCAACACGGUCGAAAAGUACCUCGCCCUGGCGAAAGAGGAAGGUGGCCGCAUGCUUUGCGGGGGCGAUCGCCCUCAGUCGCCCGGUUACUACCUGUCGCCGGCCAUCGUCGAAGGUCUCCCCAACUCGGCCCGCACCUGUCAGGAAGAAAUCUUUGGCCCCGUGGCCUGCGUGAUUCCCUUCCGCGACGAAGCCGAGGCCAUCGCGCUGGCCAACGAUACCGUCUAUGGUCUCUCCGGCUCGCUUUGGACCCGCGACGUCGAACGCGCCCUUCGCGUGGCCCGCGCGGUCGAUGCCGGCGUGUUGAGCGUGAACACCAACAGCAGCGUCUAUCAGGAAGCCCCCUUCGGCGGAUUCAAACGCAGUGGCUUCGGCAAACGCAUGAGCGAGCACGAAGAAUCGGUUGGAUUCCUCCCCCCGUGGUUCACUUCCGAACCGAUCGAUACGGUGCUCGUCGCGUUUCCCGAUGUCUACGGUCGCCUGAUCGGCAAGCGGUUCACCCACAGCCACUUCAUGCGCAGCGUGCUCAAGUCGGGCACGCACAUGUGCAACUAUCUGCUCACCGUCGAUAUCGACAUGAAUCCCCUGGACGGGUUUCGCCUGGCAAGCUGGGACCAGGGCUACGGCGACUUCCACGCCGUGCUCGAUCUGCGAACCAUUCGCCGCAUGCCCUGGUGCGAAGGGAGCGCCAUCGUGCUGGCCGAUCUGCACCACGAAGGCGAUCACGGCCCCGUGGUCGAAUCGCCCCGCGCCGUGCUGCGGCGUCAGCUCGAUCGCCUCACCGAACGUGGCUUCAACGCGAUGAUGGGCUCCGAACUCGAGUUCUACCUGUUUCACAACACAUACCCGCAGGCUGAAGAACAAUCGUUCCGCAGCCUCACACCCUCGUCCGACUACCUGAUCGACUAUCACUUGCUGCAAACCGCACGCGACGAAGAUGUCAUGCGCCGCCUCCGCAACGAGUUGGGCGAUGCCGGCAUUCAGGUCGAAGGCAGCAAAGGCGAAUGGGGCAACGGGCAAUACGAGGUCAACCUGCUCUACUCCCCUGCCCUGGAAAUGGCCGACGCGCAUGUGCUCUAUAAGCACGCCGCCAAAGAAAUCGCCGCCCAACAAGAUCGGGCCAUCACCUUCAUGGCCAAGUGGGCCGCCGAUCAGGCCGGCAGCAGUUUUCACCUGCACACCAGCCUGUGGGGCGAGAAGGAAAAAGCCAACCUGUUCUGGGACGCUAAGUCUGGAGAGGGUUCAAAGAUCUUCCGCCAGUUCCUCGGCGGGCUGAUGAAAUACGGCCGCGACUUCACCUACUUCUUUGCCCCCACCGUGAACGCCUACAAGCGAUUCCAAGCCGCCUCCUGGGCACCAACCCGCAUGGUGUGGUCGAUGGACAAUCGCACCACGGCCUUCCGCGUAAUCGGCGAGGGCAAUGGUUUCCGCGUAGAGAACCGCUCGCCGGGGGCCGACGCCAAUCCCUACCUCGCCUUCGCCGCCACGUUGGCCGCAGGACUAGCCGGCAUCGACGAAGAACUCGAUUGUGGCCCCGCCUACAAAGGCAACGCUUACGAAGACGAGUCGCUCGAACGCCUGCCCAGCAGUCUCGAACACGCCGCCGAAUUGCUCGACCAAAGCGAAAUUGCCCGCACCGCCCUCGGCGAUGAUGUGGUCGACUUCUACACCCACACCGCCAGACUAGAAGCCCAAGCCUACGCCGCCAGCGUCACCGACUGGGAACGCAAACGCUACUUCGAGCGGAUCUAA